Molecule: messenger RNA, 2696 nt
Organism: Phacochoerus africanus (Common warthog)
Lineage: Eukaryota; Metazoa; Chordata; Mammalia; Artiodactyla; Suidae
Gene: FAM161A
Product: FAM161 centrosomal protein A
Exons: 7
Coding region: 140-2302 (720 amino acids)
Biological process (GO): cilium organization
Cellular component (GO): ciliary basal body; photoreceptor connecting cilium; cilium
Source: RefSeq, a predicted model, not a curated record
UUUUGAGUGACGUUUGGUCGCUCGCGGCCCCUGUAGCGUCCCUAGUUACCAGGCCCCUAGUAACCACCACUCCAAGCAAGGAGCCGCCGGCUUCCCCGCCCCAGGCCAGCGCGGGCGCUAAGGCCUCGGAGGCGCGGUAAUGGCUGCCUCGCACCAAGCUGCGAAGCUGGCGGCUGGCAGUCUCCAAACCCCGGUCAGUCCCAACACCGGAGCGCAGAUCGCCCAGUACGAACGUAAAGACCCCUUAGAGUCCCUGUCUGCGGCCACGGCGGCCUUGGAGGAGGAGGAGGAAGAAGAAAAGGAGAAGGAAGAGGAGGAGAAGGCAGAGCGGCCGGCGCGGGCGCCGGCUGAUUUUAACACCGACGUUUCUGGGGUGAGUGAACAAAAACAGGAUUUUGUGAACUUUUCUGAUAUUUACUACUCUAAUGAAGAGUAUUUCAGGAAACUAGAAGAGCUGAAGGCUGCCCACAUGGAAACUAUGGCCAAGUUAGAGAAAAUGUACCAGAAUAAACUAAAUUUAAAGGAAGUUCAGCCAGUGGUCACCAGGGAAGAAGCUGCUAGUGUCUCUUCUAAGUCUGUAUCAGAAAAGAACUACUGUCCUGUCUCGUUAAUGACAUCGGUUUCAGAGCCUGAUUUAGGUGAGUCUUCCUCCUUGGUUGUAUCUUCCUCUGAAGAUGAGUCACCCAACUUAGAAAAGGAGUAUUCUGAGAAAAGCAGAAUGAUGACCUAUGCCAAGGAGCUCAUCAACAACAUGUGGACCAACUUCUCUGUUGAAGAUUAUAUUCAGUUUGAAGAUGCUGACUUGCCAGCACUUGAAAAAAUAAAAAAGAAACCAAAAGAAUGGGUUCCAAAGAUCACAAUACCUGAGCCUUUUCAAAUGAUGAUUAGAGAGCAGAAGAAAAAGGAAGAGAACAUGAAAUCUAAGUCAGAUGUUGAAAUGGUACGUAAACUGCUUAAAAAACAAGAAGAAGAAUUAGAGUGUAAGAAAAAAUUCCGAGCCAAUCCAGUUCCUGCAUUCAUUUUUCUUCCCCUUUAUCAUGAUGUAGUCAAGCAAAAUGAAGAACGGAGGAGGUCUAUGAGGGAGAAAUACAAAGAAGCUCUUUUGGCCUCACAAAGGCCGUUUAAGUUUAUGGCAAGAGAGGAACAGAAGCAAGCAAUUCGUGAAAAGCAGCUAAAAGACUUUUUUAAGUCUAAAAAGAAAACAAAUCGAUUCAAAGCCAGACCUGUCCCUCUAUCUACUUAUGGUUCAACUGUCAAAGACAAGUUAACAGAAGAUGAGUUUUAUAGAAACAUUAGGACACAGCGGAGAGCCCAAGAGUUAUUACAGAAUUCAUCCCCUCUGCCUUGCAGUCCAACUCGCAGAAGUUUUGCUGCAAGGAAGCCCAGGUGUCCUGAACAGGCUGAAAGGUCAAAGUAUAAACACAAAGUUAGGUGCCAGACUGCUGACUCUGAAGACCUUCCUAAGGGAUAUCAGAAAUACCACUCAGAACAGAAAUGUCCCAAACUCCUAACAGUCUGUGAACCGUCUGACCUUCAUACAGCCUCACAUGCCUCCACUAAAAGAGAGAAAAUUCUGGCAGACAUUGAAGCAGAUGAAGAAAAUUUAAAAGAAACACGUUGGCCUUAUCUUUCUCCAAGGCACAAAUCACCAGUAAGAAGUAUGAAUGCAAAGCCUGCAUCUUGUAGCUACAACCCUCCAAUGCCCACAGUGUCCUCUAGGGGAAGAGAGCAAGCCACAAGGAGAUCACUUGAGGAAAAGAAAAUGUUGGAAGAAGAGAGAAAUCGGAUCCUAACUAAGCAGAAGCAAAGAAUGAAAGAAUUGCAGAAACUUCUGACAACCCGGGCUAAGGCUUAUGACUCACAUCAAAGUCUAGCUCAGAUGUCUAAAUCCAGAGUAAAAUCUCUCAGAAAGAGUGAAAAGGAAAGGAUGAGAGAAUAUCGGCAAGAACUAGAAGAAAGAGAAGAAAAAUUAAAAAACAGGCCGCUGCUAUUUGAAAGAGUUGCUCAGAAAAAUGCAAGAAUGGCAGCAGAAAAGCAUUAUUCUAACACCUUAAAAGCACUAGGAAUAUCUGAUGAGUUUGUUUUAAAGAAAGGCCAAAGUGGAAAAAUAUUUGAGUACUUCAGCAGUCAAGAGAUGAAAAGUUUCACUGAAGAUAAAGAAAGCUUUAAUGAAGAUGAAAAAAUAGAAGAAAAAGAGAACAGGGAAGAAAAUUAUUUUACUGAUACCAACAGCCAAGGUUCUUGCAAGGAAAAAGACGAAGCUGAUGAAGAAAGUGGAGAAGAGAAAUCUGUUGGAGAAUAAAACAGAAUCCAUUGGCAGGGUCUCCUCUGUGCUGUGCUGCGCAGCGCAGCUGCAGUAUGGCGUUAAGGACAUAGAUGGGAACCGUCUGAUUUGUGCAGAGCAUGGAGCAGUCACCUUGUAGCCCGAAAGGGAAGAUUCCAGCAGAUUGGUCAUUUGGUCAGUUAGAGUAAGGCUUGGCCUAUUCAGUUCUUUAAAUCACUCCACAUGAUCUGUUGGCAGCUUUGAUCUUGUAUUUUUAAAAAGCACUUGAGAACACAGUUAUCACAAACUGAUUCAGUAUAAAAAUAUACAUUACUUCAUUAUUUUCGAUGGAAAAAAGGGGCUUUGCAUCGAGAGCAGAGAGCAGUAUUGGGCUUUUUCUGGAGAGCAUGAACCAAUAAAUAUUUUCAAGUUA